Molecule: messenger RNA, 964 nt
Organism: Carassius auratus (goldfish)
Lineage: Eukaryota; Metazoa; Chordata; Actinopteri; Cypriniformes; Cyprinidae
Product: granzyme G-like
Exons: 5
Coding region: 85-843 (252 amino acids)
Biological process (GO): proteolysis
Molecular function (GO): serine-type endopeptidase activity
Source: RefSeq, a predicted model, not a curated record
CGGGUGUGGGUCUCUUGAAUCUCUCUAUAAAAGCAGAACCCAACAUCUCUGUGUUGCACACCGAGUUUAACAGAGCUGUCUACAAUGAGCAUCCUUUGGCAUAUCACUUGUCUGCUACUGCUGCAUUCCUGCACCCCAGGUUUCUGCAUGAAUGAUGGCAUUGUUGGCGGUAGGGUCUCUAUUCCCCACAGUCGACCCUACAUGGUCUACAUUCGUGACAAGAAAAUAAAACAAACAUGUGGUGGUUUUUUGGUAAGAGAGGAUUAUGUGAUGACAGCUGCCCACUGUAAACCAAAGUUUAAUCAUCUUGAGGUAUUCGUGGGGGUCCAUGACACCAACUUUUUACCUGACGGUAUAGAGGUAGAUCCCAUUCCACAUCCAAAAUUCAGUAUGGAGAGUGCAGGUCAUGACAUCAUGCUUCUAAAGCUCAAAACCCCAGUAUCUUUGAGCAAAUUUGUGAGAACUAUCACUUUUCCAAAUCCUGAGAAUGAAAAAAUCUCAAGUAACUGCCUGGUCAUGGGUUGGGGCUGGAAGAAAUUUCGUGAAGAGUCUCCAUCAAAUGUGCUCAAAGAAGCAAACGUGACUCUGACAGACUCUGAAAACUGUGGCAUGGCUGACACUCUGUGCUCCCAGGGAUCAACUGGACCAGCACUGGGAGACUCUGGGGGUCCACUUGUUUGUGGAGGUGUUGCACAUGGAAUUGUGUCUUUUUCCAGUGCAGACCACCACCUCACAGCCUACACUCAUAUUUCCCACUACCUUUCAUGGAUUCAUGACGAAAUGAAAUCACCUACUCAGCCGCAAUCUAAGACAUGGAAGGGCAAGCUGGAUAAACUCAUUUAGUUUUAUGGUUCAGUGCAAGUUCUGUCAUUUAUAUUUGGUGUCACAUUUUCAGCAAUCAGCAUGUGUGUGACAUUAAAAGUGUGGGUUUAAAAUAAAGGCUCAUGUGUAAUCCUUUCACACA